This is a messenger RNA of Neltuma alba, 2754 nucleotides long. RefSeq names its product probable inactive leucine-rich repeat receptor-like protein kinase At3g03770. Gene Ontology annotation, molecular function: protein kinase activity; ATP binding; protein binding. NCBI's taxonomy places the organism in Eukaryota, Viridiplantae, Streptophyta, Magnoliopsida, Fabales, Fabaceae. Gene Ontology annotation, biological process: protein phosphorylation. The record is from RefSeq and is a predicted model, not a curated record. The coding region runs from base 355 to 2592 and encodes 745 amino acids. The transcript has 7 exons.
AAACGAGGGAGUACGGACAGAAUAGAUGGACAGAUAGAUUCAUGAUUCCAUCUUAUUAAUUGAAUUUCUUCCCGACUGUUCCAUUCUCUUAUGGUGGUAUAAUUUUUCUUGUGGUCCGAAGCAGCAGAGUGACUCUCUCUGUCUCUUACCUUUCCACUUGGCGAGAGGGCAAAGCUUGCUGACCUCCAUUAUUGCUCCUUGAACAAAGAGCUCCCCCAUGUGCAAGCACUAAAUGCAUCAAUCUUCAAGUACCCCACUUUGGUUUUCAAGCAAAAAAUCCCAGAAUUUCUCCAUAUAUUCCCACCACUGCUUCUAUUUGUGAUUGCUCUGCUUCUUGAAACAGAGAAACUUUUCAUGGGGUUUCAUAACUUGGUUCUGCUACUCUGUUUUGCUUCUUGGUGCUUGUGUUCUGCUUCUCAGCUGCAAUCAUCUCAAGUCCAAGUGCUUCUUCAGCUGAAGAAGCACUUGGAGUACCCAAAACAACUAGAUAUAUGGAAGAAUCGUUGGUCAUCUUUUUGCUCUUCUUCUCCUUCUUCACAAGUAAAUGUCACAUGCCAGGGAAGUUUUGUCACUGAACUAAGCAUAGUGGGCGAUGCUAACCCAUCAAAGGUUAGUGAUUUUAAUGGUUCUCCUAUUCCGAAUCAGACAUUGUCAGAAAACUUCUCUAUGGAUUCUUUUGUGGCUACUCUUGCCAGGUUAACUAGCUUGAAAGUCCUUCGUCUCGUUUCUUUGGGCAUGUGGGGUCCGCUACCUAAUAAAAUCCAGAGACUAAAUGAGCUUGACCAUUUGGACUUGAGUUCAAACUUUCUCUAUGGGUCAAUCCCUCCAAAGAUUUCUAACAUUGCCAAUCUUCGAGUUCUUGCACUCGAUGACAACUUUUUCAACAGUACAAUUCCCGUUUGGUUCAAUUCUUUGACUAAUCUGACAGUUCUUGGCUUGAGUAAUAACAGAUUGAAGGGUCAGUUAGGAGACUUUAGUGCUUUGAGUGCUUUAGAAGUGCUGGAUUUGAGAGAGAAUAGAUUGGCCUCUACACUGCCAAAUAUGCCAAAAGGGUUAAUGAGGCUUUUUCUGAGCAAAAACUCGUUCUCAGGUGAAAUUCCCGAGCAAUAUGGUCAGCUAAAUGGACUUAAACAGCUAGACAUUUCAUUCAAUACACUCACAGGAUCGCCUCCUUCUGAGAUUUUCUCUUUGCCCAGUAUCGUUUUCUUGAAUUUGGCAUCAAAUAUGUUAAGUGGCUCCCUUCAUAGCAAUCUAAAAUGUGGCAGCAAACUCAGAUUUGUUGAUAUCUCACACAACAAAUUGAUGGGUUUCUUGCCUUCUUGUCUGGGAACAGAGUCAGAAAACAGGGUUGUUAACCUUGAAGGAAAUUGCUUAUCCUCCAAGUUUCAGCAUCAGCAUGCAGUAUCAUACUGCACAGAGGUUCAUGUGAAGAAGAACACUUUCAGAGUUGGAAUUUUAGUUGGUGUAAUUAUUGGAGCUUUUCUAAUAAUAGUGGUUCUGGCUCUGGGCAUUGUUGUGUGCGGAAGAUGUUGCCAUAGAGGAAUCUCAGAGCAGCAUCUAUUGAAUAAAACAGUUCAAGAUAGCUCGACAACUGCAGUUGGGCUCUCCAGUGAGAUUCUGGCUAAUGCAAGAUUUAUUUCUCAAGCUUCCAAGUUAGGCAAAGAAGAGCUGCCCGUGUGUCGGCCCUAUUCUCUUGAAGAGCUCAAACAAGCUACAAAUAAUUUUCACGACUCUACCUUUAUGGGUGAAAAUUUAUACGGGAAGCUUUACAGAGGAAAGCUAGAAAAUGGGAAGCAAGUUACAAUAAGGAGCCUGCCAUUGUCAAAAAAGUAUUCAUUCAGGAAUUUCAAACUGAGGUUGGAUUUGCUUGCAAGGCUUCGUCAUCCUCAUCUUGUAUCUCUUUUGGGUCACUGCAUUGAUGGUGUUGUAGCAGAAAAUAAUGGCACAAACGUAUUUCUCAUAUAUGAAUACGUUCACAAUGGAAGCUUCCGGAGCUACCUAUCUGGAACAAGUUCCGGCAAGGUCUUCAGUUGGUCUGAGAGAUUGGCGGUUUUGGUUAGCAUUGCCAAGGCAGUUCACUUUCUGCACACCGGGAUGAUACCCGGCUUCGUCAAGAACCAACUCAAAACGAACAAUAUAUUGCUUAAUGAGAAUUGGACUGCGAAAUUGAGUGACUAUGGAUUGUCCAUUAUCUCAGAGGAAGCUGACAUGAGUGAGGGAAAAGGAGAGAACGCUGGAUCAUGGGAAAUGAAAAGAUUAGAAGAUGAUAUUUAUGGCUUUGGAUUUAUACUUCUUGAGGCACUUCUUGGACCUUCAGUAUCUGCUAAAAAAGAAGCAAUCUUGCCAAAUGUAAUGGCGUGUUUCAACAGUGAAGAUGGGUGGAAGCAGAUAGUGGACCCAGCAGUGCAAGCAAGUUGCUGCCAAGAAUCUUUGUUCAUUGUGAUUUCCAUCACAAACAAAAGCAUUUCCACUGAAUCUUGGAGCCGACCAUCCAUUGAAGAUGUCCUUUGGAACUUACAAUAUGCUUCUCAAGUUCAAGCAAAUUCUGAUGCAGAUCACAGAUUAAAUCCUACCACACCACAUCAUCAGUAACACAAUUUUGAAACUUUUUCUUCUGAAACAUGACAACAAUGGUUUUGAUUCUGUGGGUGGUGACAAAUAUUCCAGUUAGUUAGGAACCAAAUUCAUGUUCAUUCAACUAUGUACCAAAUUUCUUAACUUUUGUGAACACCAAUGAUUAUUACCAUAUAUCGU